Messenger RNA from Dryobates pubescens (Downy woodpecker), 2045 nucleotides. RefSeq names its product potassium channel tetramerization domain containing 7 (gene KCTD7). Bases 657 to 1526 code for a protein of 289 amino acids. The record is from RefSeq and is a predicted model, not a curated record. The transcript is spliced from 5 exons. Lineage: Eukaryota; Metazoa; Chordata; Aves; Piciformes; Picidae. Gene Ontology annotation, molecular function: protein binding. Gene Ontology annotation, biological process: protein homooligomerization.
GUCCAUUUCCUGUCACUGGACACCACUGAGAGGACUCUGGCCGCAUCCUCCUGACACUCACCCUUUAGGGAAUGCUGGAGCAGAACAGGGCUUUGCCAGAGCAGGCUCUGGUCGCUCUGGCAGCUGAAGGUGACAGCCAGGCAGCUCGGCUGGCAGCAGCAGGCUGGGAGCUGCACGGCGCACACGGCCAAUGAGAGCCUGCAUUUCAGGACGUGCUUCUGCGGAUGGCCUAUGGCGAUGGCCGGGGUGGGACAGCGGCCACCCAAAUUCCUCCAGCAAAUGAUAUUUUGCUGCAAAAGCCUGGUGGAGCCAAUCACGCACUGCACCGCACAGCCAAUGGACGCCGGGCUCUUACCCAGCCACUGGCAGGGGCUGUGUGGCUGGAGGACCUUGGUACAGCUCCGCAAACUGCAUUCCUGCGGGGACAGCCCUCUCCCGGUUUGUCUCUCAGCACAAUAGUCCUCGCCGUGAUUCAUUUCCCCGUAAUAGCAGUGCCACUGUAAACAGUGGGUGCCCGGCCGGAGUGACGUGCCGUGCCUUGUCUGCGAGGUGACCUGCAGCUGGUGGGGACACUGCCGAAGUAAUUUGGGUCUGGUUUCCCAUUUAGCAGUGCCACGGCUGCCUACACAGCAGACCUGCUGACGAGAGCCAGAGGGAUGGUGGUAGUUACGGGGCAGAACAAAGUGAGUGGAAACCCGGAUGAUGCCAUGUCGAGCUCAGAUGCAGAGGAUGAUUUCCAAGAGCCAGCCACUCCUACUGCAAGCCAGGCAGGGCAAGCACUACCUCUGCUGCCUCAGCAGUUUCCAGAAGUUGUGCCACUAAAUGUAGGAGGCAUGUAUUUUACAACGAGGCUGUCGACGCUGAGACGUUACGAGGACACGAUGCUGGCGGCGAUGUUCAGUGGAAGACACUAUAUUCCAACAGAUGCUGAAGGCAGAUACUUCAUUGACAGAGAUGGGACCUACUUUGGAGACAUACUUAACUUUCUGCGAUCUGGUGACCUGCCACCAAGGGAGCGAGUGAGGUCAGUUUACAAGGAAGCUCAGUAUUAUUCCAUAGGACCACUGCUGGACAGUCUAGAGGAUAUCCAGCCUCUUAAAGGAGAAAAAGUUAGACAAGCUUUCCUGGGCCUGAUGCCAUAUUACAAAGACCACUUGGAGCGGAUCAUCGAAAUAGCCAAGCUCAGAGCUAUGCAGAGGAAAGCGAGGUUUGCAAAAUUAAAGGUCUGUGUCUUCAAAGAAGAGAUGCCCAUCACUCCCUACGAGUGCCCCCAUUUCAACUCCCUGCGUUUCGAGAGGAGCGAGAGCGAGACCAAGCUGUUCGAGCACCACUGCGAGGUGGAUGUGUCGUUUGGCCCCUGGGAGGCUGUGGCCGACGUCUACGAUCUUCUGCACUGUAUCGUGACGGACCUGUCGGACAGGGGGAUAACUGUGGAUCAUCAGUGCAUUGGGGUGUGUGAUAAACACCUGAUCAAUCACUAUUACUGCAAGCGGCCCAUCUAUGAGUUCAAGAUCACUUGGUGGUGAGUCGUUUGGCCCGGGAGGGUGCAGGGAAUCGAAGGACUUCUGGAGGAGCACUGCUUGGGAAUGCUCUCGCAACGUGGCUCUGGAAACGCACUGCUGCUAACCUGUGUCGGAAUCAGCCUGCUGACGUCUUGGCCAAUGCUUAGCUGCUCAGCAAAAAGGGGACCUGGAACAGAGGUUGAGUAGCCUCUGAAAUCUUGAAAAAAACCAGCCUGAAACAAGACUGUUGGCUCAGGUGCUUUAAGGAGGCACAAAACGAGAUCACCUCAUGGAAAUGACGGAGAGGAGCGUCUUACCAUCUGUCAAGGGGUGCCACCUACCCUGUGGCUUCAGUGUCACAGUCUGCAAAGUGGAUAUUGCAGAGCUCGCCUGUGUCCUUGCAAAGCCAGGGUGCUAAUAAUGCUGACGUGAUGUGGCUGUAUUUUACCCACUGAGAGAUGUUUGAAGCACUACUUAAACUUAACCACUUUAUAGAAUUGAGUAACACCCAGCACAGAGGUUCUGGAAAUGUAAUUUUGAUGA